Messenger RNA from Schistosoma mattheei, 1989 nucleotides. The record is from the annotation of a GenBank genome assembly. NCBI's taxonomy places the organism in Eukaryota, Metazoa, Platyhelminthes, Trematoda, Strigeidida, Schistosomatidae.
UUAAUUGAGUGAUUCGAUUACCUGUGUUUGUUCGUUUUGACGUAUCUCGAAAUGCCUAACGCCAUUGGGAUCGAUCUUGGUACAACAUAUUCGUGUGUUGGUGUUUUCCAGCAUGGCAAAGUGGAGAUAAUUGCCAAUGAUCAGGAUGCUGAGCGUUUAAUUGGUGAUGGAGCGAAGAACCAAGUGGCUAUUAAUCCAACAAAUACAGUGUUUGAUGCGAAGCGGCUAAUCGGUCGUCGUUUCGAUGAUCCAUCAGUUCAGAGUGAUAUGAAGCAUUGGCCAUUUGAGGUGGUUCAAGUCGGUGGUAAGCUGAAGAUUCGUGUUGAGUAUAAGGGUGAGAAAAAGUUGUUCUCCGCGGAGGAGAUUUCGUCGAUGGUGUUGACGAAAAUGAAGGAGGUUGCUGAAAGUUAUUUGGGCAGGACAGUAAGUGACGCGGUUAUAACAGUUCCUGCUUACUUCAAUGACAGUCAACGUCAAGCAACGAAAGAUGCAGGUGCUAUAGCUGGUCUUAAUGUGUUGAGAAUCAUUAAUGAGCCGACAGCUGCGGCAAUUGCCUAUGGUUUAGACAAGAAGGUUGGUGGUGAGCGUAAUGUGUUGAUAUUUGAUUUGGGUGGUGGUACAUUUGAUGUGUCCAUCUUGACAAUUGAGGAUGGUAUAUUCGAGGUGAAGUCUACUGCUGGUGAUACACACUUGGGAGGUGAAGAUUUUGACAAUCGUCUGGUGGAUCACUUUGUGAAAGAGUUCCAGAAGAAAUUUAGUAAAGACAUUCGUGACAAUAAGCGUGCAUUGCGUCGCCUGAGAACAGCAUGUGAACGUGCGAAACGUACAUUGAGUUCGAGCACCCAAACGAAUCUGGAGAUUGACUCGUUGUGUGAUGGUAUUGAUUUUUACACGUCGAUUACUCGUGCACGAUUUGAGGAGUUGAAUGCCGAUCUAUUCCGUGGUACAUUGGGUCCUGUUGAGAAGGCUUUGCGAGAUGCUAAGAUGGAUAAGGCCCAGAUUCACGAAAUAGUGUUGGUUGGUGGUUCCACUCGUAUCCCUAAGGUGCAGAAGCUGUUGCAGGACUUCUUCAACGGGAAGGAGUUGAAUAAAUCUAUUAAUCCGGAUGAAGCUGUGGCUUAUGGUGCAGCUGUGCAGGCAGCUAUUCUAAGUGGUGACAAGUGUGAGGCUGUGCAGGACUUGCUGUUGCUUGACGUGGCUCCAUUGUCACUGGGUCUUGAAACGGCUGGUGGUGUAAUGACGGCUCUGAUUAAGCGUAAUACGACAAUUCCGACGAAGCAGACUCAAACGUUCACGACGUACUCGGACAACCAGCCUGGUGUGCUUAUCCAGGUGUUUGAGGGUGAGCGUGCUCUGACGAAGGACAACAAUCUGCUUGGCAAGUUCGAACUCUCAGGUAUCCCACCUGCUCCUCGUGGUACUCCCCAGAUUGAGGUGACGUUUGAUAUAGACGCGAACGGUAUUCUGAACGUAUCUGCUGUUGACAAGGGUACAGGGAAGCAGAACAAGAUAACGAUUACAAAUGACAAGGGUCGUUUGACGAAGGAGGAGAUUGAACGAAUGGUAGCCGAUGCGGACAAGUACAAGGCUGAGGAUGAGAAGCAGAGAGAUCGUGUUUCUGCGAAGAACUCGCUUGAGAGUUAUGUGUACACAAUGAAACAGCAAGUGGAGGGUGAGCUUAAAGAAAAGAUAUCUGAAAGUGAUCGUCAAGUGAUAUUAAGUAAGUGUGAGGAUACAAUUGGUUGGUUGGACGUUAAUCAAUUGGCGGAGAAGCAUGAGUAUGAAAGUAAGCGGGAGGAGUUGGAGAAGGUCUGUGCGCCGAUAAUUACGAAGGUGUACCAGGCUGGUGGUAUGCCAGGAGGCAUGCAUGAAACAGGUGGUGCUGGUGGUGGAAGUGGUAAGGGACCAACGAUUGAGGAGGUCGACUAACCUGUAAUUGUUGUGAUUAAUUAUUUGGUACUUGAAUGAAUUUAGAUUUUAUCUGUAAUG